UUUUACCUGUGAAGGUAGACUAGUUUCGAUUCGCCGGCGGGUUGAUGAACAACAGCCACCGGAGUCCGGUUCAGAGAUUAUUCGACUUUUAACACCCGCCUCCCCGGCCCAGUGCGGCUCUCGCUGCGGGGCGUCGGAAGGGUUUUCUCCGGUAUUUUAGAGUCGGUGCGCAACCGCGAGAGAAGCAGGAGGCAGGUGCACAAGAGAGGACAGGGCAGGCUGGGGGAGGAGGAGGAGGGCUGCUUGCAUUUCCGCGAGAGAGUCCCGUCGUUUACACCGGGGCGAAUGGUUGAAAAUCAACAGUUUGGCGCCUCUGUGGUCGAUCCGUGUUAGUUUCAUUAGUAUGCGGCUGGAGUCUCUCCCAGCCACCCAGCACACCCCAUCCUGCUGCCGACAUCCAGCCUGAGGAUUGAUCGGAAGCCCCCGAAGUCUCCUUCGUGCCUGCUAAGUGACUCCUCGCCCCGGGGAGGACGAGGAGGAGGAGGAGGACGCGUCGGGACCCCGGCUUCUCCGACCGCUGUGAGGGGCAGUUUUUACGGACACGGCACGGACCUCCGCGCCUCGCGGUCCGGGAAGAUGAUGGGCUUUUUGCGCCGGACCUUCAGCCGCCGCUCUCGGAGCCGCUUCCUGGCGAGAGAGAGGGACGAGCGGGACGGUAAAGGGGGGGGAGGAGGAGCAGCAGGAGGAGGGGGAGGAGGAGGAGGAGGGAUGACCGGGAACCCUUUGCUCCUGGCCCAUCAGCAGCAGGUCGUACACGCGCCCGCCGUGGUCAGCGGGGGGGCGUCGGUUCACAUCCCGGCGGCCGGGACGGCGAGGACCACCAUCACCUGCCGGGUGCUGCUGCUGGACGGCUCGGAUGUCAACGUGGAUUUGCCUAGCAAGUCUAAAGGCCAGGACCUUUUUGACCAGAUCAUGUAUCACAUAGAUCUGGUGGAGACGGACUACUUUGGAUUGCAGUACAUGGACACAGAGCAAGUCUCGCACUGGCUGGAUAUGUCCAAGCUAAUAAAGAAACAGAUUCGAGACGGGCCUCCAUACAGGCUGUUCUUCAGAGUGAAAUUUUACUCUUCGGAGCCAAAUAACCUGCGUGAGGAAUUUACAAGGUAUCUGUUCGUGUUGCAGCUUCGUCAAGACAUUCUGUCUGGCAAAUUGAAAUGUCCGUACGAUGUCUCAGUAGAGCUGGCGGCAUUUUGUUUACAAAGUGAGCUGGGAGACUGUGAUCCCCUGGAGCACUCUCCUGAGCUGGUGUCUGAGUUUCGUUUCACUCCCAAACAGAGCGGGCCCAUGGAGGCGGACAUCUUUGGCGGGUGGUUGGACCUCCGGGGAAAGAGCCCGUCAGAAGCAGAGAUUUCUUUUCUCAACAAAUGCAAGUGGCUGGAACUUUACGGAGUAGAUAUGCACUUUGUCAAGGGCAGAGACGGAGGUGAAUAUGCACUCGGUCUCACUCCUACUGGCAUUUUAGUAUUUGAAGGUCACAACAAAAUUGGCCUCUUCUUUUGGCCAAAAAUCACUCGGCUGGAUUUCAAAAGGAGUCGACUCACGUUGGUCGUGGUGGAGGAUGACGAUCAGGACCGGGAGCAGGAGCACACAUUUGUGUUCCAGCUGGACAGCUCCAAGAACUGCAAGCACCUGUGGAAGUGUGCCGUGGAGAGCCACGCCUUCUUUCGGCUACGCCAACCGACUACGGGCAAGGCCAGCCGCAACGACUUCACGCGACUCGGGUCUCGCUUCAGAUUCAGUGGAAAAACCGAGUAUCAGGCAACUCACGGAGGCAGACUGAGGAGGGCCAGCACAUUCGAGAGAAGGCCGAGCAAGAGAUACCCCUCCCGCACACAGUCGCUGGGCAAAGUUGCCAUUUCUCCAGCCAAGCCGUUGCUUAUCAGCUCUCACGCCAGCCCUGAUCCCAGCCUGCAUCGAUACCAGCACAACAUUCCCAUUGGCCACGAGCCGUGGCACCCACCCCACACGGCGCUCACCCCUCCGGUCUACCUGCACCCCGCCGGACACACACCACCACACAGUUUCCCUCUGAGUGGACCUGCUUCAGACCAUCAGUUCAGCAUUGAAGAAAAUGAGACUUUGUAUUCUGGCAAAAUCCACCACCAUCAUCGCCGCCACACACACAGCCAGGAAACGCUGUGUCACACACACAACAAGAACAAACGUCGAGCUCCUCACUGCCCUGGAGAUGAGUUGGAUAUAUCCCAGUCCCUGCUCAAGGCUCUAGAGGCGGAUAGUGAAUCGCCCUCCUGGCCUUCUCUGCACGUCAACAUGGACAACAAGGGGGAGGAGAAGCAGCUGUCUGAAAAGUCUCUUCACCCUUCCAACUCCCCGGCGAUGCUCCCUGACCAUCUUAAGUGCAACAUCCUCAAGGCCCAGAUGGAAGCGGCCUUCAGGAAGGAAGCUCCAAGCUCCUCGCCGAGAGGAAAACGCUCAAACGAGACCUUUAAUGACAGGUAUCAAAGCUCGUCCCAAGACUCGGCUGCAUCCAGUCUGACAGCAGAGAAGACACAGCAUCGGCAAGACCUGAACCCAACGCCGGAGAGGCUUCAUCGCAAAGACCAAACAAGCACCGACCGCAGGAAACGACUGGUCAGACAGUUCAGCUUUAACCAUGAAGAUGAAGAUAAUCUCCCAGAAGCACUUGCGGCAAUCUCCUCCCAGAGUGCAGCAGGGUCGGGGUCUAGCGGCUCAUUGGACAGACAGAUACAGCCGUCCAUUUACCCACAGGUGGAUAAAAUGCCAGCAUUGGAGCUGAGUAGUCCAUGCUGUCCCUCUCCUUCGCCUUCUCCCCAUCCCUCCCCUUCUUACUACCAUAGCUCCAUUCCUCGUCUGGCCCCUUACCUUGCUGCCCAUAAUGACAGCGGAGAAGAAAUGAGGUUGGACAGAGAGAAGAUACUAAGAGCCCUCCUGAUGACGGAGCUCUGAGACCUUGACCCUUCACCACUGUGACGUCAUCAUCGUCAGACCUGGCGUUUGGUGAGGAAAGCGAGAACAUAGGACCGAAAGCUGUUGGCCACGGUCAACAUUUGUAUAUUUGCAUAAUACAUUCAGUUAAAAAUAUAUAUUUCCAUAAAAUGCAAUAUAAUAUAUUUGCUUGAUUGUUUAUUUUAGAAGGGCGGUUCUUUAAAUGCAUCUAAGUGAAACUGUCACACACAUCACAGACAAGCUACAGAUGUGACCGGUGCUGCCUGCAUGAUAAAUAUGCUCCAUGAUGAAUUAUUAAUCUGACUUACUGUCGGGUUGCGUCUAACUUUUAUGUCAUCAACCCAUCAACACUGUGUCCAUGUUCAGGCUUAAACUGUAUUUCAGACGGCGACUGUUGAAGCAUCGAUCUCUGCACUUUAAAUUAAACCGGCCAAAGUAAAAGUCAAUUUUAUUAGUUUUUCCGAACAUCACAAUAAAAAUGCCACGUUCCUUGUGUCAGAGAGCCUUUUUGCAGCAUUUUUAAGAACGUUGCUGAACAGAACGAAGUGAAGGUGAACCGAAUCUGCUCAUUGUCCGGAUUGUCUCGCAGCUGUAGUCUCAGUUCACCCACUAGAAGGAGACAUAUCUGCAGCCGAGCACUUUGAUCCUGUAUUACAGGUUUUCAGAUGAAAAGGGUUGUGCGUCACAACUUUUUAAAUGCAGUUUCACUGGUUGAAAAGACGAAAAGUUAUUUUAUUGGUGUGCUUUUGUUUUGAGCUGCUUCACUACUUUGUUUCACCACUUGUUUUGUCACAGCCACAUGAGAGGGGCCUGAUAAUUUGCUGCUGUACUAUAUGUGUUGAUUGUGGUUGGGUCCUAAUAAAAGUUACGUCAUCCGUU
This is a messenger RNA of Pungitius pungitius (ninespine stickleback), 3807 nucleotides long. It is a transcript of the gene epb41l4b, whose product is annotated as erythrocyte membrane protein band 4.1 like 4B. The record is from RefSeq and is a predicted model, not a curated record. Gene Ontology annotation, molecular function: cytoskeletal protein binding. NCBI's taxonomy places the organism in Eukaryota, Metazoa, Chordata, Actinopteri, Perciformes, Gasterosteidae. The coding region runs from base 577 to 2928 and encodes 783 amino acids. Gene Ontology annotation, cellular component: cytoskeleton. The transcript has 23 exons.